GCGCAGCGGUGCGUUCGAUCAGAGGGGGAGAAAGAGCCGCCGAGGAGGAGAACGCUAGAGAGAGGGGAAAGUCUUUCUACGACAGCACCACGGCUUGGGAAGAAACCAACUGUUUCGAGUUGGCUGGGAUGGAGCUGAGCAUUUCCAUUCUGAGCCGUGAACGCAGUUUUUUCGCGCCGUCCGCAUAGAAGUCGUGCACCGCGGUCGGGGCAUUUAGCGCAGGGCCAGGGGGCAGUUUGCUGUCGGUCCCGAAGGGUUUUUGGAGCCGUAUGAAUUAUAGCAUCGCUCAAAUGCUAGUUAGCCUCGCUGCUAAGCAGCUAGCCAAGACUGCGAGUCAAUUGUGUCGGAGAUUUCUUCAUUCCGCCUGAAAACUGUUACAAUAAUUAAUUGCUCUCGAAAUUUAUUUUAGCGGGCGUGUUUUUAUUUUUCCUAAGCGGGGAGACGUUAAUAAACCAACUGUGGAGUUUCUAUUUUGAUUUAUUACCAGCGGACACUUUUUUUCUCUAUUAGCUUGUUAGCAGCGCUGGUUGGUUUAGUCCAGCUUGUUAGUAACGUUAGUGUCGCUCCGUAUACUGAGGUUUCUCCUGCUUCCAGCUGUCAUCGACAACAACGCGUUGAGGAAAAAGCUAGUGCCGUGUUUUGUUCACACGCGUUUUUAGAGAUUUUGUAGCAGACUGGAAGUUGUUCAGAGAGGAGAUACUUUGAGAUGCAGCGCGUGGGAUACUUCAUGUUUCCAGGGACGCGUUUAUUUUCAUGUUAGAUUGCGUGCGAGUCUCCAGCGCUUACCUUUCGAUUUUACGUGUUUUUUGCACCAACGCCGAUUUAAAAUACUAGUUUUAGCAGGAAUUGCAUGCCGUCUGGUAUAUUUUUCUUGCACAGACCCAUGCGUGCUGGUUGUAUACCUAUGCACUACCUUUAGACAACAUUCGCGCGUCGUUUUAAUGUGGACAAAUUUCACGUUUCAAAUCGGUUUACGUUGUUUUUAUAAAGGCGUUCGUUAGUCUCCACGUUAAUACUUAGGUUGGUGGCGGUACAUGAUCGCUAAGGUAGAUCGGUGCACGGGUGUGAAACGUUUUCAUUGGUUUGCUGUGGGGAAACGGCGAAAUUUGGCGUAAAAGUAUUAUGGAUGAACAGACCCGAAUGCUGGCUAGCAUGGGCGGACUCGGCGGACUCUCUCAAGCCGACGUGGGUGACCCCGAUUCGGUUCGGAAGCAGCAAUCCCUGGGCCAGCCGCAGCAAGACAUUGGGGAUAUUCUCCAGCAGAUAAUGGCCAUCACGGACGAGAGCCUCGACGAAGCCCAGGCGAGGAAACAUGCCCUGAACUGCCACAGGAUGAAGCCGGCUCUCUUCAGCGUUCUAUGCGAGAUCAAAGAGAAAACAGGUAAGUCGAUCGCUUAA
Triplophysa rosa is the source of this 1398-nucleotide messenger RNA. Its product is annotated as pre-B-cell leukemia transcription factor 1-like. Gene Ontology annotation, cellular component: nucleus. The record is from RefSeq and is a predicted model, not a curated record. Bases 1123 to 1398 code for a protein of 91 amino acids. The transcript has 2 exons. Gene Ontology annotation, molecular function: DNA-binding transcription factor activity. Lineage: Eukaryota; Metazoa; Chordata; Actinopteri; Cypriniformes; Nemacheilidae.